UUCCAUAUCAAUAUUAUCAUCUUUCGAGAUUUCAGUUUCUGCUCGAGUGUUGAUCAGCGAAAACGAAGUGUUCAAUAAGUUUUCAAUAAGCGCUGUUUAAAAGGCCUGCAAAAUAUAUAUAGUGUAUAUUAUAUAUAACACGAUACGCAUGAAUCAAAUAAUAUUGUAUAAAAUCGCUCCUGAUGUUGCGGUCAUUUUAGAGAAUUUCGGAGAAUAUUAUAUGUCACGUUACUUUGUGUCAUUUGAGAAAAGGAAAUUAUUUAUCAAUCUGUCACAUUUGUAAUUAGUCGCAGUUAAUAUACUUGAAUGAUUACGCGAAAUAAUUCUUGUGUAAUAAAUUUUGUAAGAGUUAUAUGUGAGCGUGUAGUGAGCUGUGGACAAAAAACAUUUGCAUUCAAAUGCAAAUUUUUGUAGAAAUAUAUUUCUACGCCUUUUAUCUGCUUAAUUUAUAUUACGCAAUUUAUUGACUUAUCUAGAAGCAACAAGCAGUUUCCAGGGCAGUGUUAGCUUAAUUCAAGUUUCUAGUACGAAAAGUGAAAUGACAACAAGAGAUAACACUUCCGCUGAACCACAAGCUGAGGGGAUUUUUUCAGCAAGCUCCGAAGUUUCCGAGAAUAAUUUGGAAGUCUGUAAGAUAUGUGAACGUACUUUCAAAAAUAAUAUUAUCAGCAGACAUGAAAGAGCCUGUAUGGAAAUAAUGAAUAUGAAGAGGAAAUUUGUUUCGAAUCAGAAGAAUCAAACUCGACCCUGUUGCCAAAAAAGCCAAGAAGGUAAAAACAAGAGGGAAGAGGAAGAUUAAACAAAUGUCAAAUAAAUUUACCAAUUAACUAACAGUUUCUCCAAUACAUGUUCCUAAAAAUUCUAAAAAAUUUGAUAAUAUGGAAAAUCAGAGCGAAUCAUCAAACUCAAAUUUCGGAGAAGAAAGAAAUCUUUCUGAAAAAUUUGAUAGUAUGGAAGAAUUGAGCAAAUCUUCAAACUCAAGUUUUGAAGAUAAAAGCACAUCUUCAGCAUCUAAUAUUAUGAAAAUGCAAUAUGGGUCAUCGAAUAUCGAAAAAUGGCUCAAUGAGGAAUCGUCUCUCUCUAUACUGAAGCACGAUAUUCCAGAGACAUCCAUGAAGCAGGUUUCAUUAAAUCAAAAUAUUCACACAAAUUGUUCUGAUUGUAGAACUCAAACAAUUUGUCUUAAUUGUGUCAGCCAAAUUUUCCAAGAUUUUCUUAUAAAAGCGCAGCUCCAUUCUUCGAAUAUCGAAAACUCCCCCGAGUCUGACGAGAUAUGGUCAUUUUCCUCUAUACAAAAGUAUGAUAUUUCGGAAAUAUCCGUUGAGCAGGCUUCAUUAAAUCGAGCAGUUUACUUCAGAGAAAUUUUACAAGAAUUUUUUAUGAACGCGCAGUAUCGACUCAGAUUUCCGAAUAUCGAAAACUUCUCCGAGUCCGAGGAGAAAUCGCCAUUUAUCUCUAUUUCAAAGCAUGAUGUUCCCGAAAUAUCCCUCGAGCUGCUUUCAUCAAAUCAAACAGAUUGUCUCAGAAAAUCUUUCGAGAUGGAUAUUGUAGAUGGCAAAAUCGAAAAUAUAUAUACGGAUAACGUGAAGAUCGAAGAUUUAUAUGUUGAAGAUGAUUCUUCCAGUUUAGAGACAGCAUCAGAUAAAGAAUUAAAAUCAGAUAAAGAAUUAGAAUCGGAUAAAGAAUUAGGAUCAGAUAAAGAAUCAGGAUCAAAUAAAGAAUUAGAAUCAGAUAAAGAAUUCGAAUUAGAAAAAUUAAGAUCAGCUAAAGAAUCAGGAUCAGAUAAAGAAUUAGAAUCAAUUAUAGAAUUAAAAUCGGCUAAAGAAUUAGAAUCAGAUAAAGAAUUAGGAUCGGAUAAAGAAUUAAUAUCUAUCGAGAGUCUAGAACUAGAUAAGGCAGAGAUACAAGAAACACUUGAAAUGCAAGAAAGAAAUUCGAAUUUUACAUCGAUCGCAGAGUGUUAUUGGAAAGAAAAUGAUUAUGAAUUUAAUAAAUUACAUCCACCAUCCAUUUGCUCAAAUUUGUCUCGGAAGAACUUAAAAAAUAGGCAAGAAUAUCCUCCAUUUUCACCUGUAUCAUUAGAUGAUGUAGAUGAAAUAGAUAGCGCAAGUAUAGAAAAUAUGGAAGCUACAGAUUAUACGGAUGUAGAAGAUAGCACAUCAGAAUCUAAAAUGUUUUUGGUUAAAUUACGACAGGUAGAAGCAGAUUUCAAAGCACAAACAAAAGAUGUGGAACUUUAUAGGAAUUAUUCAACCUUACCCAUUAUCUUGAAAACCGAUAAAAGGAACUUAUCGGAAUCGUCUAUUAUGGAACCUACGAAAUCUGCAGAAUUUUCCUGUAUGACCUCCAUUGAAUCAAGGAUUGCGACACUGCAUACACUAAAAGUUGAUUCUGGGUACGCUUCAAUGGAAAUUUCGGGAAAAGAAAAAUCUGCAGAUUUGGUGACAAAUAUUAAUGAUGCAACAUUAAAUCCAUCUACGUCUAUGUCAGAUAAUCUAUUCAAAAUUAUAAGCGAUAAGAAAUUUAUGGAUGGUACAAAAUCGAUAUCGGAAGUAGAGAAUAGACUAUCACGGGAUGAAAUCAACAAAUCUUUAAAAACGAAAUUGUCCUCUACGAAAUCUUCUAUGGAACCGUCUUUUACUAAAUCAUCUCCUAUGGAACCAUCAGAGGACGAUCAAGUGAAAAAUAUGAAAACUCAGGAAUCUAAAAAUUCGACAAAAAAUGUAUGCGUUAAUACACCAGAUUCACAUGAAUCUGAACCAGCAGACAAUCAAGCGGAAACUACGAAUAAUAAGAAAUUUGAGAACGCUAUGGAUCCUGCAUCACUGACCAACCAACCUUCGGAAACAAUCCCUGAUAUGGUAAAAGAUAUUCCUCCAAAACUUAGAACAACUGAUGAGACUCAAAAAACAGAUAAUCAAGUGGAAACUACGAGCAAUAUGGAAUUUGAGAACGCUAUGAAUCCUACGUCACUGACCAAUCAAUCUUCGGAAACAAUCCCUGAUAUGGUAAAAGAUAUUCCUCCAAAACUUAGAACAACUGAUGAGACUCAAAAAACAGAUAAUCAAGCGGAAAUUACGAGCAAUAUGGAAUUUGAGAACGCUAUGAAUCCUACGUCACUGACCAAUCAACCUUCGGAAACAAUCCCUGAUAUGGUAAAAGAUAUUCCUCCAAAACUUAGAACAACUGAUGAGACUCAAAAAACAGAUAAUCAAGCGGAAAUUACGAGCAAUAAAGAAAUUGAGAACGCUAUGGAUCCUGCGUCACUGACCAACCAAUCUUCGGAAACAAUCCCUGAUAUAGUAAAAGAUAUUCCUCCAAAACUUAAAACAACUGAUGAGACUCAAAAAACAGAUCAAGCGGAAAUUACGAGCAAUAAGGAAUCUGAGAACGCUAUGAAUCCUACGUCACUGACCAACCAAUUUUCGGAAACAAUCUCUGAUAUUGUAAAAGAUAUUCCUCCAAAACUUAGAACAAUUGGUGAGACUCAAAAAGCAGACAAUCAAGCGAAAAUUACGAGCAAUAAAAAAUUUGAGAACGCUAUGUCACUAACCAAUCAAUCUUCGAAAAUAACCUCUAAUAUUUUAAAAGAUAUUUUUUCGAAAUUUAAAACAACUGAUGAGACUCAAGAAACAGAUAAUCUAGCGGAAAUUAUGGGCGACGAAGAAUUUGAGAAUGCUAUGGAUUUUACGUCAUCGUUGACCAACGAACAUGACAAAGAACCGGAAGAAUAUCCAGACAAAAUAAAAAAAGAAAUGAAAUGUUCACCGAAAUGUUGUCUUAUUAUUUUGUUAAGUUUCAUAAUCUUAACAUUAUCCCUGUUUUUAUUUAUGUUGCAAUACUAUUCUAGACCUUCAGAUAUAAAUCAGAAUGAUGAGUACGUUGAUACUUUUGCGAUUGCUAUUGUCGAAUUGGAAGAAGGGAUAUUAGAUCACGAUGCAACUGUACGAGUCUUGACCGAAUAUCUUGAGCGAGAUACACCACUUUUAAAAGUAGUAGCUCUCAUCGGUGAUACAAGCGUCGACAAAACAUACACGGUGGACAUCAUAAAAAAGAGAUUACGCAAAAGGAGAAAUAAUAGUUCCUCACCUUCGCUUCCGAGUUUUGUUGUCUUGGAGAAUUUGCGAGCAGAGCAUUCUACAGUCAUUAUAGAUUAUGUGGAAACGUAUCAAGAAGCAUAUAGCAAUCAGGAGUUUACCAUAUUGGCCAUUUUUAAAGUUGAACAGAUUGAUGACGAUUUGAUGCGUACCGACAUUGAUCGUGUUAUAAACAAAGUUAAAGAUAUUUUUGUCGAAGCAAAUAUUAUUAUGAAAAUUAUUCCCUUCAAACCUUUGAGCGAAGACGCAUUAGAAAAAUACAUUAUAAACACUGCGGAAAAUAUCGGGCGAACGUUAUCCCAAGAUCAAAUCGAUUAUUAUAAACGACGUUUGAUAGAAGAUGAUACCGAUUGUCAAGCAUGUUGUUAUUAAACAAUAAUUUGCAUGAUCGUUGCAAACAGACUGCUCAAAUUAUUGUUUUGACAUAACAAUAUUAUAUAAGACUAUUAAGUUUGUACUAAAAGCAAAUCUGCAUAUAACUUAUGUCUCGAUUCGUUAUUGUAAACACGUGAUGAAAUUUUCGUAUGCAUUAUACUACUUUUGAAUUAUACUAAAAACAAGCGAUUGUUAACAUUGAUUGUUCUUAUAUAAUUGAAAAGUAGUUAGUGAUAGUUCCAUUUUGCAUUUUUAGCUAUAUAAUUAUAAAAUAGUUUGAUUCAUAAAAAUCGUGUUUUAUAUUAUGUACAUAAAUAACUUUAAAUUAAAAUGUUUGUUGAAUAUAUAUAUGUAUACUAAAAAAACUGCGAAUAUGUCCAAUCUUGAAACUAUACAGAAUGUAUUCACAAAUUUGAUAAAUAUUUUAUUAUCAUUUAUUUAUAAAUAGAUUAUAAGAAAGAGUAUAAGUUUGAAUAUUUUAUAAACGUAUAUUUAUUAUAACAUUUUGAUUUUAAGAUUUUAGGAAAUUAUUUUUGUAAAUACGCAUUAAAAUUGUUCAUUAACUUUUUAAAAUUAUAUUUAUUCAAAUAACUUAUAAUUCAUAAUUUACAUAAUAAUAAUUGCAUGUACAUAAGAAAGUUUAGAUAAUAAUUAGAUUAAAUACAUUUUAUAAACAUUGCGAUUAUAUAUUUACUGAAUGAAUAAAUUAUUGAAACAAAAUGUUAAUCGUGCGAUGAGAUAAAUGAUACAUUUUUUUUAACUAAAUAUUUUUUUAGAUAAAAACUUGCAUUUGAAAUAUAAAUAAUUGAUUAGAAUAACAUUGACGAGCUGUUUCUUGCACUUUAAUUUAUUAUUUUUCUUUGUAACACCAUUUAUGCCAUAGAAAGAUAGUGCUUAUCUAAAACUCCUCGCUGAUACUCGAGCAGAAACCAAGAUCAGAAUAAAUUGAUAAUAUCGAUUAAAUCUGAUUAGUUCGAAUACUGUAAUAAAGAAAAAUAUAAAGACAAACUAUUAGAGAAUUCAGCCUAAUAUGUUAUCAAUACGGUAUGGAAUCGAGUGAAAAAAAAUUAUCUCAGAUAUUUUUAUGAAUUUAUAUAAUAUUUGUUUAGUCUUUCUCUCUUUUUCUUGCAAAUGAAUAAUGUAAUAUAUUAAAAAAAAUGCCAAUUAUGAAAUAAAUGAAUAUAUAAUCACGCUAAAACAAACCAGAAUAAAGCAUUAGACAGUUUUCAUCUCAGCGAGAUAUAAAGAUGUAAUAUAAAAACAUACAAUUUCUAAUUAUAUUAAUCUUAAACAUUAUUCUAAAUCUUUUAAUACUUGUUUGGGUGAUAAUAAUUGCGUUUUAUAUUUCAUUUAUAUUUAAAUUG
Molecule: messenger RNA, 5836 nt
Organism: Cataglyphis hispanica
Lineage: Eukaryota; Metazoa; Arthropoda; Insecta; Hymenoptera; Formicidae
Exons: 10
Coding region: 879-4469 (1196 amino acids)
Source: RefSeq, a predicted model, not a curated record